AUGGCAUCUACAGACUCUCAGCCUGCUCUUGCGACAACGAAGCGGAAAUUCCACAAAUUGCUCGACAACCUCACAGGCAGCACUUCUACAACCUCGCUUGCGAGCACACUACCAGAAUCGAAUCCAUCUACCGAAUCACUGCAACCAACGGGAAGCCCUGAACCGGCUUCAAAACGACCUCGCAGCUCCCAUGUGAGCGACGAGCGUCAACGAAACAUAUCGGCUGGUCAAGAGCGCAUCCGUAUCAUCAAAGAACAACUCUUGACACCCCGGCGUAAUGCCACUGUCAGAGUUGUAGGUAAAACAGCCGUACAGGUAACAACCAAGCCAUCGCCGUCGCCGUCGACAGCGCCGUCUCCUCGCAAAGCACCAAAUUAUCAGCCUUACAGCCAGGAGCAGUUCCUUGAGCGACUGAAGACCUUUGCAGAUGUUAAGAGGUGGACAUCGAAGCCUGACGAUAUUAGUGAGGUGGAGUGGGCGAAGAAGGGAUGGAGUUGCGAUACCUGGAAUACAGUGGCGUGCAAAGGUGGAUGCGAGAAGCGUGUUGCAGUCAAAUUAAGACCCAAACGAAAAGACGGGGAUGGAAAGGAUAUUGAGAAGAGCGAAGACAUGGCUGUUGAGAUUGAUCCUGCUUUGGUCUAUCGAUACCAGGAGCUCAUCACCAGUGCGCAUGCAAAUGACUGUUUGUGGAAGAAGAAGGGCUGUCAAGACGAUAUCUACCACAUCCCAAUCGCUAAUCGAGCGAAGAGCACGGCAGAUCUGCUGUCUCGUUACAUCUCCCUUCAGUCCUUAUCCACUGAUCUUCCACUUCUCUCCAACAUAACGUAUCCCGACCCGCCAAUCCAGCACAUUCUUGCGCAUACACCCCGCUCAAUCUUUGCACCACAACCGCCACCUACUACCCCUAGCGAGAUUGUCGCCUUCAUAUUUGCUCUUUUCGGCUGGACUGGGUUGUCAGAAUCCCGCAUCAGCCUUGCAACCUGCACACACUGCUUCCAACGCUUGGGCCUUUGGCUCUCCUCUGAUGCGCGGCUGCAGGAGAUGAGCAAGAAGCUCAAUGUCCCGAUGGAGAGUCUGAGGCUUAAUCUGCUUGAAUCUCAUCGGGAGCAUUGUCCGUGGAAGAAUGGUGUUGUCCAGGGCAACAGCAGCGAUGGCCCUAUUGCAGGCAUGGCCGCAUGGGAGACAUUGGAAUUCAUUCUUCUUGGUGGUUGCAACAGCGCUGGCAAGACUAGAAUGAUGGGGAGGGACAACGAGAUGUCGACACCCGCAACGCCUACUCGAAGCGGUCAUCACAGGGCCAUGGAUAGUGUAGACGUAGGGAGUGAGAGUGGUCUCACAUAUCCACGGGGCAGUAUGGAGAGUGAGGGCCGGCCUGCCAUGGAAGAGGAGGAUGAAGGACUGCAGAACAAAUGGAAGAAAUUGAAAGCGAAGCUUAAGAGGACGGCCAGCAAAAAAAGUCUUAGAAGUGUGAAAAGCGGAAAGAGCGUCAAGAGUGGGAAGGAGAGAUCAUAG
Molecule: messenger RNA, 1512 nt
Organism: Plenodomus lingam JN3
Lineage: Eukaryota; Fungi; Ascomycota; Dothideomycetes; Pleosporales; Leptosphaeriaceae
Cellular component (GO): nucleus
Molecular function (GO): zinc ion binding
Source: RefSeq, a predicted model, not a curated record